Molecule: messenger RNA, 694 nt
Organism: Achroia grisella
Lineage: Eukaryota; Metazoa; Arthropoda; Insecta; Lepidoptera; Pyralidae
Exons: 3
Coding region: 8-694 (228 amino acids)
Molecular function (GO): transmembrane monodehydroascorbate reductase activity
Source: RefSeq, a predicted model, not a curated record
AUCCAAAAUGACUGUCGGGACUCAAGAAUCGAGUGGAAGUUACAAGUUGAAAAUUUUUAAUCUCACUGGUAACCUUGUAACUCACACACUCAUCGGUGCAACGGUUGGAGUGAGCCUUUUAUUUGCAUUUAGAAAUGGAUUGCCGUUAAAUCAAAUAAAUCUACACAUCGUACUAUGCGUUCUUGGGUAUCAAUUGCUGAUGGCCCAAGGCUUCCUGGCCCUGGUACCUGAGAACUCUUGGUCCUCCACUCUGCGACUGGUAGAUAGAAGGCGAGCACACUGGGUCAUGCAGCUCAUGGGUUCUGGGCUGGCCAUUGCUGGCAGCAUCAUCGCCAUUCAAACCAAAACUGUACAUUGGAAUACAGAACAUGGUCAAUAUGCACUUGUGGCAAUGGUCUUCACAGCAGUCUCACUGGUGAACGGCCUGUCGUCUCUCUACGCUUACGAGUUGAGCAAAUACAUCCGUUUACCGCCCAACGUCUCCAAGGUCCCCCAUAUCCUGUUCGGGGUGAUUGCCUUCGUCGCAUCCGCCAUCUCUCUCUGCUAUGGAUACGAUAAGGGAUCAUUUAGAAAUUGGUUCACACCAAAACUGGCGGUUACAGCGAUCGUUUUCACUUCCAUUUUCACGUUCCUCACUAUAAUCAAUCCAAUGAUAGUGUUCUUCAGAAAGCUCAAAGAUUCGUUUUCUAAGUAA